Molecule: messenger RNA, 2001 nt
Organism: Symbiodinium sp. CCMP2592
Lineage: Eukaryota; Dinophyceae; Suessiales; Symbiodiniaceae
Source: the annotation of a GenBank genome assembly
AUGGCUCCCGGAAACAAAAAGCAAACUGCUGCGAGCACUGCCAGCGCUGCCAGCGCGGCCAGCAUCGCCAGCACUGGUGCGAACGGAUCUUCGGCAAAGCUCCAGGCACGCACGUGGAAGGUUGACAUCAACUUCGGAGCAGUGAAUUCCAGCGCAGCCCUUUCGAAUCAUGCUGUGAAGCUGCGGGGCAAGAAAGACAAUGCCACUGAGAAGGAGCCUGAGGAUACGCUGAAUCAGAACUUGAAGCGACUGGGGUUGGAGAACCAAGUCAUCAACGAGUGCCUGCAGCGUGUGGCCGACCUCCAGGAGCUCCAGCAAGAGCUGGCCACUGCGAGGGCGGUAGGGAAUGCGGUCGGGAGCAUUGGGAAUGCGGUCGGGAGCAAGGGAAUGCGGAGCAUUGGGAAUGCGGUCGGGAGCACAGGGAAUGCGGUCGGGAGCAUUGGGAAUGCGGCCCUGCGAGGCCUUGCCAUUCCACAGGCAUCCGACGAACACGCGUCCAAAGCUGCACAGCGAGCAAAGUCUGCAGCCGCUCCGCGGCAAGGAGACACCUCGGGUGCCUACGACGUGCCCCGGUACCUCGAACACCCUGUUUUCGAACAACUGCCACGCGACAAGGCCAACCAAGACAUCGUGGGCAGCGUCCAGGCAUCUCAUCUUCUGGAAUAUGUGUUGAUUCCGUGGAACCAGGGCUGGUUCAAAGCGGCCCAGACUCGCGACUUCGACCGGCAGGAGACCCUCUUCAGGGAGUUCCUGGGCGGUGCCAACCCCACUCGCCGCCUUGGGACCGCCAAGGUCGGCAGUGGGCCGAGCCGUGUGGAAGACCUCCCAUGGUGGCGCUACAACCGUGCCCUGGCACUCUGGUACUGCGAGUGGCUGGAUACCUACUACGACAGUGGGGAUGGCGCCUUCUUCUGGCGCGACGAGCUCACGCAGGCCUUCGGGGAUGCGGACAUGGCGGAGGUGAAGGAGGCCGCCGAGAGGAUGCGGCUGGAGCUGCCUCGUGAAGGCCCCGAUGCCGGCGUGCUGGAGGAUCAGGAGCUCCCGGAGGAUCUCGGCAACGGCUGCGAAGAGACCGCGCCCAGUGCAAGGUCUUCGGCCGCAGAGGCCACUCCGCCGGCGGAGGAUGGUGACUGGCAUGUUGCGGCCUUGGCGAACAUGUCGGAAGACGAGGAGCUCUGGACGGACGCGGGCCAAGGCAACUUCACGCAUUGGGCUGCCGAGGUGGGUCGAAUGUUCCUGUGGUCAGAGACGGCGGGUGUACUUUACGAGUACCUGCCUGGACAGAGCAGCGGCAGCUCCGCCUCAACGCCGCCUCGGUACGAGGCCCUGUGGGCGGCACAGGGCCCUCUGGCGAUUCUCAGCCACCGAGACGAUCCACAGAGCGCGCGGCUCGUGGACGAUCAUCGCGGUUUGCUUCUGGGGAGUGCGGCUUCCAACGACGGGGCGGCAGCUGGCGAGGUGUUUCCCGAUGCUGAGAUCCUGGUAGAUGGCCAGAGAGCUGACGCAGAGCAAAGCAACCUGGUUGCGAUUCGGCCCACACUGAAAGCUGCAUCGGGUUCUCUGCUGCUGAAGCAUGGGAGCCUGCUGCGGCUGGGCGCACUGGCCGAGCUGCGGGUGGACCUACCCGAGACGCCCGACUCCGUUCGCCCAGGCAAGGCAAGAGCCUUGAGCAUGGACGCUGCAUCUAAUGGCCGUGUGAGUGAUUAUGUGCUCUCGGGGUGGCAGGUGUUGGAGAAGGGCUUCGUGGCCCGUCAUGAGGAGGAGCUUCCAAGCGAGGUGUCAAGAUCCGAUGGAACCACAGAGCUGCCUCCACCAGCGCUCUCCGGCUCAGCGCGAGCCCGGGAGCUGAAUCGCGCCUUGCGCCGCCGCUGGGACUGGGACUCACCGAAAGAGUCGCCUUCAGGGACCAUCACCGCCAUGAUCCCCAUCACCACCACACCACCGCCGCACCAUCACACCGCCACCGCACCUUCAGUCGCGCUCAUCAUCAUCCUCUCGUGA